Molecule: messenger RNA, 2343 nt
Organism: Fusarium oxysporum Fo47
Lineage: Eukaryota; Fungi; Ascomycota; Sordariomycetes; Hypocreales; Nectriaceae
Exons: 8
Coding region: 1-2343 (780 amino acids)
Molecular function (GO): oxidoreductase activity
Source: RefSeq, a predicted model, not a curated record
AUGCAUGGACUUUCGCGUCUUACAAGAUUCGGCACCCUUGGGCUGACAUAUCAUCGUCAUUUCAUUCGUUCCCAUGGCACCCUACAGCACAGUCUUCGGGUUCUCGAUGCACCGCAUAUUUCUUGGGCUCGUGAUCCUGGACAUGUUUACGAAGUUGUAGCAGAGCUUCAGACUUCCGGUCUGCUCAAGAUCCGUCUGGGCUUUCCCGAUGACUCUUGUGACUACCUUCGGGAUCUUAUCCUGAGUAUGCACAAACAACAGGGUCAUAGCUUGCCAAUUGCUCACAGUGCGACAAAAGGCUGGUUUUGGGAUGUGCGGCCUAAACCAGCCGCUCAUACAGGAGCUCAUCAUGCUCGGUCUGAAACUAUGAGUGAGUUCUCAUGGCACACCGACUGUAGCUAUGAGGAUCCACUGCCGAGAUACUUCGCGCUCCAGGUCCUACAACAUGAUCGGUAUGGAGGUGGCACACUGUCUGCGAUGAACGUAGCUAGCCUCAUUAAGUUCCUAUCAUCGGAAACACGAAAAGCCUUGAUGGCACACGAGUUCCGGAUGAAAAUUCCACCCGAGUUCAUCAAAGACCCCGAGAAAUCAUUUAUUACUGGCAGCAUUCUCGCCCCAGAUCCCCACUCGAAUAUUAUUCGCUACAGAGGGGACAUUAUUACGCCACUGACCACUCGGGCAGAGCAAGCACUGGAAGAGCUGAGAGCAGUAUUGGUGCGACGUGAAGUGCAGGCCCACUCAGCGAUGAAUCUGAGGUCGUCCGACCUGCCAAAGGGGUCAAUUCUCUUGAUGGAUAACCGCCGAUGGAUGCAUGCGCGGAAUGAAAUCAACGAUCCCGAGCGCCACCUUCGGAGGGUCGUUCUCGGCUACAUUGAUCGCUGUCAUUCGAAGGAUCUCUUAUUUCUCGGGGGCCGUUGGGCACUCACGAUGUCUCCCAGCCCGGCAUACUCGUUGGUAGACGUGCUUGCUGUUGCAAAAAUGCACCCAUUCUAUUGCUCAGCUCAGUAUCCACCAGAUGAAGAUGCCAUUCAGGAUGCGAGGGAGGAAGCAGCACAGAAGUUCGAACAGUUUGAUCUAAAAGCAUGGCCACUGCUACUGAAAAAUGAUUUGUAUACCGUGAUUGAGCGGCUUAUUAACGACACCGAUCCAAGGAACACCUAUCGCCAUAAUGUCUACACCAGCGUUACGGGCGGAGGUGGCGGUGUAUCGAAGCCUUUGUUCUUCGCGACAGAUGCGUUUGAGAAUCGUCGGCAUAGGGCCCUCUUUGGCGAGUUCCUUAAGAAGAUUGGCAUCAUUGAACGUGGGGACUGGGUCCUGUCGACCCAUCAUGGCGGCAGCUUGUACAGAUCACUUGAUCUAACACUGGAGAUUCUAGAAAAUGCUGGAGCUACUGUGCUAGCUGCUGGGCAUCAAUGCCCACCUCCCACUGUGGUACAGAUACUGCAAGACUUCAACGUCAACGUCCUCGCCGGCGACAGCAGUCAGAUCAUAUCAAUUGUCCACCAGAUAUCAACCAUGUCAGACAUGAAGAAGCGGAUCAAGAUCGGAAAAGUGAUCUACACGUCCGAAGGGCUUUCAAUUAUACAAAGAGCGCAAAUCUAUGAAGUGCUUGGUCCGGUAAUCAUAUACUCCAUACUCGGAGGUGCUGAGGCUGGGCCGUAUGGAGCAAGCAGCCCGUUUCUUGUGGAUUUCGAUCCUGAAACCAACUGCAACGACUUUAUAAUCGAUACAAGAAUGACAGUUAUCGAAGUUUUCCCGCUUUCUUGCACUGCGGGUGAAAGCGGCUGGAUCGCCGAGCCACUGCCAGACGGAGAAACAGGUGUCAUUGCACAAACGGUACUGACACGUCUGCGCCAUCCUGUCAUACGUUACAUAACUGGAGACAUAGGAUCCCUCCAUUCCCUACCACACAAGGCCGUUGGUCGCAUUGCCAAACAUGAUCUGCGUCAUUACCGAGUUCUCCGCCUACGGGGCCGCGACCAUCGCUUCAGCUUUAUGUGGGAUGGAUGCGACUUUCAGUUCGGCAAACUGAAUAAGAUCUUAUCUGAUCCUCAGUCGGGAGUUCUCUUGUGGCAGGUGAUACUAGAGAAGAUGCAACCGUCACAAGAAAUUUCGUUGGAGAUUCGUCUGCUGAGCGGCCAGAGCUCGGGGGAUACUGUGCACUUGCAAACCCUUUUGGACCCUCUGAAGGCAUAUUUAGAUGUCAGUGUUUCGAACGAGCACAAAUUCAAGAUCACUUUUGUAAGUGAUGUUCUUGGGUUUGAGCUGAGUGAGACAGGCCGAAAGGUUAUUCGCAAAUCAUCUACUCAGAAAUGUCAGGAUAUUCGCUACCAUAAGUUGUGA